GAGAUAGGAGCAGAGAUACCAUCGUUCAGAGCCGAACCUCAGCGCGGCUGCGCAGGGCACGUGCACAUCCUCUCGGAGUCCCGGCGAUUGGCUGUGACGUAACUUCCGGUGUGAGCGGCGAAAGCCGGGAGGGCGAGCGAGAGCGAGCAGGCAGCAGGCAGCAGGCGGGCGGACGGACGGCACGAAGGGAGGGAGCAAGUGAGCAGUGAGUGGGCCAGCGAGAGCGGCCGCGUCCCGAGAGCAGCCGAGAUUCCUCCCGUCCCUCUGACCCUCUCCCCGGAGCCCACAGCGCCUCCGGUCUCCAGCGGAGCGGACACGGCCCGGCCCGGCCAUGGCCUCGUUGCUGAAGGUGGAUCAGGAAGUAAAGCUCAAGGUUGAUUCUUUCAGGGAGCGGAUUACAAGUGAGGCAGAAGACUUGGUGGCAAAUUUUUUCCCAAAGAAAUUGUUAGAACUUGAUAGUUUUUUGAAGGAGCCAAUCCUAAACAUCCAUGACCUAACUCAGAUCCACUCAGACAUGAAUCUCCCAGUCCCUGACCCCAUUCUUCUCACCAAUAGCCAUGAUGGACUGGACGGUCCCACUUACAAGAAGCGAAGGUUGGAUGAAUGUGAAGAGGCCUUCCAAGGAACCAAGGUGUUUGUGAUGCCCAAUGGGAUGCUAAAAAGCAACCAGCAGCUGGUGGACAUUAUUGAGAAAGUGAAGCCUGAGAUUCGGCUGCUGAUCGAGAAAUGCAACACGGUCAAAAUGUGGGUGCAACUCCUGAUUCCUAGGAUAGAAGAUGGGAACAACUUUGGGGUGUCCAUUCAGGAAGAGACAGUUGCAGAAUUAAGAACUGUUGAGAGUGAAGCAGCCUCUUAUCUGGACCAGAUUUCUAGAUAUUAUAUUACAAGAGCCAAAUUGGUUUCUAAAAUAGCUAAAUACCCCCAUGUGGAGGACUAUCGGCGCACCGUGACAGAGAUUGAUGAGAAAGAAUAUAUCAGCCUUCGGCUCAUCAUAUCAGAGCUAAGGAAUCAGUAUGUCACUCUACAUGACAUGAUCCUGAAAAACAUCGAGAAGAUCAAACGGCCCCGGAGCAGCAAUGCAGAGACACUGUACUGAGGCCAGGGCCAGGGCCAGGGGACUCUGUGAGUCUGGCUCAAGACCGACAUUGCCUUGGUUUGUUACAUGACUAUCGUGAUGGGGAAACUGGCUGGAAAUAGUAAUCACACCUCUCUCUGUUUUUAGUUAGAGUCUAAUGAAACUCUCAUGUAGUUCUGUGACGUGUUUACCUCUUUUUUCAGGCCUCAGGAACUCUUCUAUUUCCUUCCCUCAUACCCCAGACCCCCGUCCUAAUUUCUGGAGUACUCCAGGUUUGUGUGCGCAGGAUGUUGGCACAAGUUUACUUGUGUUUUCUCUCCCCACUUCCCUUCUGUGUCUUGGGCUUUAUGUUUUCUUCCCUUUGAUGUUCAGUUGGUUAGAAGUUGAGGGAACUUGAAGGAAAGUGCUAGGUGUUUUGUAGGAACUGGGGCUGGAUGGGGGGACCAGCUUCUCUCUUCCUGAUGGCAGGUUAGUAUCUCUUGCCACUGUGGGACAUUGGAUCUUCCCUGCCACAGUUGCCCUGGUGAUGACUUAGGGUUUCCCAUCCACAUACAUGACACCUUGAACCUGAUCACGACAAGAAACACCUUAGACCUUUUGCCAAGUCCCUAGCUCCUUCAGAUAUUUUUAUAAGUAGGAUUUUCACAUACACAAAUGUGCAUCACACACACACACACACACACACACACACGUGCGCGCCCUCCGACUCUGUUACUUGAUGCCUCCCCCACUCUGCCCCACCCACAGACCUUGUCUGUCUGUCAGUCUGUCUGUGUCUCACACACACACAUAGACCAUUCAGAAGGUGAUAGUUGUCUAAGUCCUUAUCCGCUGGGACCCAUUGUCUCCUAACAUUGUAGCCUCUUGGUGCUUGAGGCUGGUGGGUUGGAAGACAGCUGAGAGAUGAGAAGCAGAGGGAGUGGGGAAGGCCCCUUCCUCUGUGACUCGGGUCCUUUUGGACGAGUUGAAAUUGGUGUGGGGGUGACCAGAAGCUGCUGCUCCUACUGGGCUUUCCCAUUGGGAAAAGUGUUUCUCUUAUUUAUAGUGUUGUGCUUCCAGGGAAAGCAGUCACUUGUGUGUGUAUGUGUGUGCAUGCACACGUAGGCAUGUACACGUUGUGUGUAUGUGGACAUCUGUUGGGCAAGUCAAAACCAUAGAAGAGUUGCCUCUUAUCUCUCGAAUCGUCUGGAGAUAUCACUUGUUACAGCUUUUGUGUUGACCCUCAUCAACCCCCACUUUUUUAUUCUCACCACUGGAGAGAGAGUCUGUCGGUGACUCUCUCGGUGUCUAAUUCUGACUUUUAUUCUUUGUCUUGUCUCUGUCUUCCAACCUCCAAUCGUAUUUCCACCUGGAUGCAUCAUCUUUACUCCCAGUGCGCUGUAGAGAAGGAGUUCGGGUGUGGUCUUCCCGUGAAUAGUACUCAGUAACAAACCAAUUGCAUUUUAGUUGGGCAGUGCUCCUACCCACCCUCAGACCCCUUUCAACGAAAACCCUCCCUUCCUCCCAACAUGUGUUUCUCAGUUUCCCUUUUUGUUUGUUGGAUUGUUCCAGUGCCCCUGCUCCCCACCUUACCACCCUUGGAUCGUAAUGUAAAAUUCUUUUACCAUGUCAAGAAAUUAUUAAAAAUACAGGUACUUUGACCUCUUUCUAAA
Phacochoerus africanus (Common warthog) is the source of this 2727-nucleotide messenger RNA. It is a transcript of the gene PSME3, whose product is annotated as proteasome activator subunit 3. NCBI's taxonomy places the organism in Eukaryota, Metazoa, Chordata, Mammalia, Artiodactyla, Suidae. Gene Ontology annotation, cellular component: cytoplasm; nucleoplasm; proteasome activator complex. The transcript has 11 exons. Gene Ontology annotation, biological process: positive regulation of endopeptidase activity; regulation of G1/S transition of mitotic cell cycle; regulation of proteasomal protein catabolic process. The record is from RefSeq and is a predicted model, not a curated record. Gene Ontology annotation, molecular function: endopeptidase activator activity. The coding region runs from base 332 to 1096 and encodes 254 amino acids.